UUACUUUUACAAUGGAUGUAAAUGCAGUGGAAGAUGAAGAUGUAUCCUUCCAUUUGGGAGAAAUGUUUGACAGUUACGAGGAGCUAGAGCAUAAGCUUGAGAAAUUUUCAAAACGUAGUCUAGUCCAUUAUUGGAGACGAGAUAGUAGAACAGUCAGUGGAGCUCACAUGAAAACUGCUCGUCCAAUUAGCGAGCGUUUAAAGUAUUAUUCUGUAAAAUAUGCUUGUAUUUAUGGUGGUCAAAAGUUUUUACCACGUGGAGCAGGCAGGAGGCAGUCUCAAUCGAUAAGGACGAAUUGUCCAGCUCAUAUUAUGCUAAGAGCAUCUAAAGAUGGUACAAAACUUGAAGUGACUAGUGUCAAUAAUGAACAUAAUCAUGAAAUUUCAGAGGAGUUAUUCAAGAAUCUUCCACAAGAAAGAAAAUUAUGUGGUGAGAUUAAGCAAGAAGUACAAGACUUGAUGCAACUACAUAUAGAUCGUAAGAGAUUGAAAGAAUAUGUAAGAUUACGAACAAACAAGAUACUUAGGUCCAAAGAUUUAUUCAACAUAGCAGCAGCUAAUAAACAAAAAAGGAACAUUACACCAGAAAGAGCUUACCAAUUAUUUAAAAAGAUUCAUGACAUUGAGAAAAUGCAGGGCAGAGAUAAUGACAGAAAAACUUAUUCAGAAUCCGAAGAUGAAAUUGCACAGACCAUAAAGAGGAUGAAGAAGGAACAAGAAUCACCUUGGGGUCAAGAUAGAUUGCCUACCGAAUUAGAAAUAAGUGAGGGGAACGAUGGCGAAGAUUCUUACAGUGGUCAAUUAACGCAAGAAGAAGUAGUAGAUGAAAUAGACACAACAGAAGGCGAACUUUUGAGAACGAAUAACGACGGAAAUAUUAUAGCUGCGAAUGGUGAAAUUGUUGGAGAACUGGUAAUGCAAGAUGGAGAUCCCUCUGUAAUAGUAGAAUCCAUUGUGAACGCUGAUGGUUCUGUUUUCGUGGACGAAAGAGAAUUUGAUACUUAUUGUAACAACCAUUUAUCGCAUACGGUUGAUCAUAGUCAAUCACCCAAUACUAGGGUUUUAGAUAUUGAAACUGUCGCACCUAGUAUUGACGUUGAAAAAAUGAAAACAACAUCUAUUUCUCCGAAGCAACCAAAUAGAUCCCUUAGUCCACAACCGCAACAGUCGCCGAAGUCACCUAAUGCCUUUCAUGAAACUGCAGAUUCUAGAAUUUGGAUCAUGAAAGAAGCUACAAAUGCUGAAAUAGAGCAGGACAGUGGACCUGAGAGUGAAAGAAACUGUUCCAAGUCUGCGAUCAUCGGAAAAGGGGACAUCGAUGCACCGGAAGCGGUAUUGUCUGAUGAAGCGAGUCGUCAGCUACUUCACGAACAAUUGGCGGUGCUUCGAGCGGAAAAGGGGAAGCUUUAUCAUGAGACUGAAAUGCUAAAAUUAAAAAAGGACAAGUUAAAGUUGCAGAUAAAUUGUUACUCAAAUGAGAUACGGAAGCAAGAAAUGGAGAAAGAGAAGCUGCGGCUCGAGAUCAAAUUACUCCAGUCAAAGGUAAUGGAGGACUCCAAUGAUGUUUCACAUUAUAUUUUUGUGCCUUGAGAGACCCAAAAAGAUUGACUGUAAGAUAUCUCGCGGAUGAACCUUCGACGCUUCUGUUCUUUUAAACUGUUAAAUCGUACG
This is a messenger RNA of Dufourea novaeangliae, 1670 nucleotides long. RefSeq lists its product as uncharacterized. The record is from RefSeq and is a predicted model, not a curated record. Bases 12 to 1589 code for a protein of 525 amino acids. NCBI's taxonomy places the organism in Eukaryota, Metazoa, Arthropoda, Insecta, Hymenoptera, Halictidae. The transcript is spliced from 5 exons.